Spodoptera litura is the source of this 2597-nucleotide messenger RNA. RefSeq lists its product as uncharacterized. Gene Ontology annotation, biological process: regulation of transcription by RNA polymerase II. Lineage: Eukaryota; Metazoa; Arthropoda; Insecta; Lepidoptera; Noctuidae. The record is from RefSeq and is a predicted model, not a curated record. Gene Ontology annotation, molecular function: DNA-binding transcription factor activity, RNA polymerase II-specific; RNA polymerase II cis-regulatory region sequence-specific DNA binding.
UCGUCUCACAUGUGUCAAUUUUAUUGUCAAAAGUGACAUUUGACAAUUUAGUAUUGUCAUACGUCAACGGGAAAAUAACUUCAGCUUUGCUGGAAAAUGUCAUUCGCCUUGUAUGCAUUUUGUUUUUCUUUUGUAAUAAAUAUUAAUUGGCUUGCUAAAAACAAGUAAUGUUAGAAAAUUUGAUCAUCCUUUCAAGCAACAUUUUUUAUAGUUAAACGUGAUGUAGUAGUGGACAGCAAUAAUUUUUACAGAGGACAAAUUGGAUGUGUUAUAGAAAUGGCCGAAACGAGUACAAUGAACUCCGAUAAUAAAGUGGAGCAGAACGAGAAGAAACAAGACAUGGAGGAUAUUAAGACCGAGACUGAAGUGCAGGUGAAGCACGAGCAGUUGGAAUGUAUAACGUGCGCGACCCGCAGCCACGACUGUGUGGAUAUUUACUCCACGAGAACUGUCGCGUCCGGUGCUAAAGUCAGCACCUACCUGCACAAAUAUACGCAGAUUGAACUGGACAGCCUGCAGGCCUGCUCCAAGUACAUGUGCAAGACUUGCUACGACCUCAUCAACGUACUUGAGCAGGCCGAGUUAGAAUACUAUAAGCUUAAAGAAACUUUUGAAGCUAUCAUUAGUAAGAACCCAUUGUUUGAGCCACACGGAGCUCAACCGGUCAAGCUAAACGCAGUAAAAGCCGAGUUCGAAUGUGAUGACGAUGAUGAUGACUAUGUAUGUGACAAUUUGGAUGGGGAUGAUUCAGAUGACGAACCGCUGGCGACACAGAGCAAACGAAAGAGAUACAAACUUGAAAAGAAAAAGAAAAAAGUAUCUUCAAACAAACGCAAAAGUAAAGCUAACAGUGACAGCUGGAGGUGUGAUGAGUGCGGAGUGAAGGGGUCGUCGGGCGGUGAGGUCGCGCUCGCCACACACAAGUUGGCCGUACACACACUGGAAGACACCGCCGCCGUGCUGCCUGAGGUCAAAAUUGAGAACUCUGCUGAAGGGUCACAAAGUCCUCUGUAUAACAAUGGCUACGGGAACUGUCUCAAAGUGGAGAUAGAUAAUUGUGAAGACUAUAGUUUAGCCGUGGAUGACCUUAGCAAUGAUGCACAACCUGUCAAAAAGAAACUCCUUGGCCGACCAGUCAAGACAAAAAUGAAAACAACACAGGCCCGAAGUAAAAAAGUAAAAGUCAUCCAUCAGUGUGACCAGUGUGAUGCUAAAUAUUCUUCAUUGGCCCGCCUGGAGCAACACAAACAGAAGCACGACGGGUCGAAGCCGCCCUACAUCUGCGAGGUCUGCGGGGCGCACUACAAGCACAAGCGGGCCUGCGACAUACAUAUCGCAUUGCAUAAAGGUAUAAGUGAUUGGAAAUGUGAAGAGUGCAAUAAGUUGUUCCCGUCCAAGAAUGCGCUGCAGAGGCAUAAUAAUAUACAUACUGGCAAGUUGAACUAUCAGUGCGACCUGUGCGGCAAGUCGUUCAUCCACACGUCGUCGUUCAAGAUGCACAAGUUGUCCCACUCGGGGCUGAAGCCGCACGCCUGCGACGUGUGCGGGCUGGCCCUCAUGACGCGCUCGCACCUCAAGCGCCACAAGCGCGUGCACAGCGGGGAGAAGCGCCACGAGUGCGCCGUCUGCGGGAAGAGGUUCUCCGAGCGGUACAACCUCGCCGCGCACGCCAAGUCGCACGACGCGCCCGGCGCGCCGCCCGCGCAGCCGCGCCGCCAUCUCUUCCGCUGCCCCUACUGCCCCGAGCGCUUCGAACGACGCUACAUGUUGGAGCGGCACGCGUCGUGCGCGCACGGCCGCACGCUGGAGCGGCCGCCGCCCACGCCGCGCAACACCAUGAGCAAACUGCUCAAGGCGCAGGCACAGCGCGCCCUGCCGCACCACGCGCCCGCCGCGCUCGCCAACGGACAGAAUGCCGAUACAAAAGACGAUCGAAGUUCAGACUCCCGCACCACACCCAUCACCCCUCAAAAACUUAUCGCACAAUUAUCGUCGUCUAGUUCAGUAGUGGGCGGCACGUGGGGCAGUUCGUACGCCGCGGAGUUCCUGCGACACGAGUACCCACACUGACACAACACUGUCUAACACACACACACACACACAUGCAUCACAUACACCUGUAUAGAGUAUAUCACAAUCACACUCACAUCACAUCUGAAUAGUUGUCAUCCAUACUACAAUAGCAAUAUUCUAUAAAAUAAAACAAUGUUGAAGACACAUCUACAGUCUGCAACCCCCAGGAACUGUUAUUUUACAGGAGAAAUUGUUGGUGUCUAAACUAUUUAGUAAUUGCACAAAUAAUUUAAUUUGUUAGCAUCACAAGUAAAGAGUUUGCCCUAAAUAUUCAACAAUGACUGAUAGAAUCUCCAUUAGGUAAUGACUUGUAUUGAACAAUUUACAAUAUUUACACAUCUAGGUACAUAACUAGAACAAAUGAGAUAACUAUAAACCAAUUCUUCCAAUUAACUCAAGUCUUGCAUGAAAUGAAUAUAUCCAAAUGUAAAUACUUAGUAUAGUCAGCCUAAACACAAUUAGACUAGAGAAAUAUUAUUUACUUUUAACAUAUUAUACUGUAAAAAUAUUAUAAAUAUAUAUUA